AUGGCCGGGCCGAUUGAGCUCUCGAUCGAAGAGACGAAUAAGCUCCGUGCUCAAUUGGGACUUCCCCUUAUUCCCACGUCUGCCCUCAGUACGGACGAAAAUUCAAGUAAUAAGGCUGCUUCAAGGAAGGAAAGCGAAUCUGGCUGUGAUUUGAGGCCUCCACGGCAUGAUUUGGAUGUCGCAGGACCAGGCGACUUGCACCCUCUGGAGAGCAAACAUUCCUAUGGAUCUGGCGACCCCGCCCCAUCGUCAAAGGAGACCGAUCAGCUUAACCGGGAUACUUUACACAGGCCAAAACAGCCACGCAUUUUAUUCCAGUACGACGAAGUGGAUACGGACUCUUGGCUUGAUUCUUUGGGUGGGUCACGUGGCCCUGUCCAGCAGGCGCAGGCAGUCCAGACCACAGCUCGGGAACUUGAAGUGGAAGCAGGCCACACCACUGUCAAACACACCACAAAGCAAUUGGCUCUGCUAGCUGAUGGUGAGGUCUUCACGCUUGCCGAUGCGGGAGUUCUAGAAGAUACGGGCGAUGAGCUUAUGAACGAGAAUUUGACAAGAGACGCAAAACUUGCCCAUAGUCAAAAUUCCAAGCAUUCAGAGGCUCGCAUAAAGCUUGGGAAGUCCAAUGUUUUGGACGAGAGCGCGGAUGAAAAGUCGGAUGACCAUGAGCAAGAGUUGGCAGUACUAGAAGGAACUACAAUUCUGCUUGCUCCAAGAAAGGUUGAUGAAGCAGCGAACAACUCGGAACCGGCUGGCAACGUUGUUCGUUUUGACAACUUUCUUGAUAGCUUUGAGCCAUCGAAGCCAAGCGUACCAAUGAAGAAACUCAAAAAGAAACUGAAGGGCAUAUCAAAAAAGCGGCAGAGAAACGAAGAUUCGAUCGACGUGGACGAGCCCAUGUACACCGCUCGCUUGGAUCUCGAGGACGAGCUAGACGAUACCUUCGAGGAUGUGCUUCGUAGAACACGGGUCAAGCGAAACAAGGCGAGAAAGCUCUUGACUGCAGAGGAAAUCGCCAAUGAGGUGAAACUGCACCAAAGAGUGGACAUGGUGGCGGAAGCAGACUCUGGUUUAGUUUAUGACGACACCAAGGACUUUCUUGAUGCCUUAGGCGCCCGCUUGAACGAAGCUCAAUCUGCAGUAUCGAAUCUGGUCGAAGGCAGCACCAAGGAAGCUACGGAAAUUGAGCCAAACAGGAAGCUUGACGCAGACCCCGCUGUUUCUGCCAAUCACGAAACUAAACCUCUCGAGGCAACCAAAACCUCGAAUAUUAAUCUGGAGCUAGCUCCGGGUAGUGAACUUGCUGCUCAGGAGCUGGAGGCAUCACAAUCUCUGCGCAGUACGGAACCGAAUCUCAGCAGUAUCCUGUCUACGCUCAAAUACUUGCGUUCCAGACCAGAUGCUUUGAGUCCUGAAGUCACUAAAACAUCGAAGGCCUAUAGGGAACACCAGAGAGAGGCUGAGUUGGCAAAAAUACAGAUCAAUAUCGAAGAGCGUCUUCUUCGGGAGCAAAUGAACAAAGAUCCAAUUUUCCUCAAAAUGAAAACAGAUGAGCAGGAGAAGGUCAUUGAAAGAAAACUUAACGAUCAGCUAGUUCAAAAAGGCAUUGUAUCAGAAGUUAAAAAAGGUGGUAAAUACGCCCGCUACAGCAAUUCGGCCGAUCCUCUCGAAGACUACAGCCCACAAGUCAGCGUGGAAUAUAAAGAUGCCCGGGGAAACAAAUUGGACAGUAAGCAAGCUUGGAAAGAACUACUGCAUAAAUACCACGGGCUGGCUCCAAAACAUAAAAAAGAUACUCCAAGCCGUAAGUCAACUGAGGAAAAGGUAAUUCACUAG
This is a messenger RNA of Metschnikowia bicuspidata var. bicuspidata NRRL YB-4993, 1836 nucleotides long. RefSeq names its product U4/U6-U5 snRNP complex subunit. Gene Ontology annotation, cellular component: U4/U6 x U5 tri-snRNP complex. The record is from RefSeq and is a predicted model, not a curated record. The coding region runs from base 1 to 1836 and encodes 611 amino acids. Gene Ontology annotation, biological process: mRNA cis splicing, via spliceosome; maturation of 5S rRNA. The transcript has a single exon. NCBI's taxonomy places the organism in Eukaryota, Fungi, Ascomycota, Pichiomycetes, Serinales, Metschnikowiaceae.